Molecule: messenger RNA, 581 nt
Organism: Panicum virgatum (switchgrass)
Lineage: Eukaryota; Viridiplantae; Streptophyta; Magnoliopsida; Poales; Poaceae
Exons: 2
Coding region: 65-481 (138 amino acids)
Biological process (GO): response to ionizing radiation; mitotic DNA replication checkpoint signaling; mitotic G2 DNA damage checkpoint signaling
Cellular component (GO): nucleus
Molecular function (GO): chromatin binding
Source: RefSeq, a predicted model, not a curated record
UCGUUUGGUCUUUAAUGAGUUGACAUUCUUCACAUUCUUCUGUACCUAAAGAUCGUGAGCACAAAUGAGCCAUGAACUUGGAUCUGCUAUAGAGGAAGGUUCAAAAAAGAAAAUGAUAAAAGAGAUCUGCUUGCUUUUUCAGUUUAUUGAUAUCAAUCUCCAAGGGGAUUCAUUUCAGUCUGACAGUAUUCUUGAGUAUGCUGAAAAGACCAUAAAGUCCAGGUACAUCAAUUCCAUGGAGGAUGUGAUCAAGAAGAUCUACACACAGAUGGAGUUCGAUUUAUUCGACGACGAGGACGAAGUCGACUGUUCAGAUUCUAUACCCAGCAACAGCAACCAGGAAUUCAGCAGGGUCGACAGGGGCCGUAGCCACUUGAACAGCGCCGACGCCAGCACAAGCGCCUCCGCGCUUUGGGGGUACUCCAGAGGGCACAACAAGCAGCAAGAAAAGACGUCAUCCUUUGAUAAUGAAGUGUUGUAAAUGAGAAUCUUUUUAUUAUCUACUCAGUUUGAAAAUCUACUCAGUGUUGUAAAUGUGACUGAUAAUGACCAUCAGUUUUGAAAAUCUACACAGUUUAUUA